AUGAGUUCUCUGCUUCUCAGCCGUCUCUCGAGGCUCCGUCUGAGGAAACCACCUGCGCUAGGAGUUUUUUUUUUUCUGGCAGAACAUAGCAAUGAUAGACAAGAGUUUCUUAAGCUCUGCAAGAGAAUUGAAUACACUGUCCGAGCUUGGUAUAAUCUUCAGUUUGAAGAUUUGAUGCAACUCUACUCUCUUUUUGAUCCUGUACACGGUGCUCAGAAACUCCAGCAGCAGAACCUAACUUCUCAGGAAAUUGAUGUGCUUGAACAGAAUUUCCUGGCUUACUUGUUUCAGGUUAUGGACAAGAGCAACUUUAAAAUAACAACAGAUGAUGAGAUCGAGGUUGCACGCUCUGGGCAGUAUCUUCUUAAUCUUCCCAUCAAAGUUGACGAGUCAAAGCUUGACAAGAAGCUACUCAAGAGAUAUUUUGAGGAGCACCCACAUGAAAAUCUUCCAGACUUUUCUGAUAAUUAUGUCAUCUUCAGGCGGGGUAUUGGGAUGGAUAAGACCACCGACUUCUUUUUCAUGGAGAAAUUAGAUGUGAUCAUAUCACGUAUUUGGUCAUGUUUCCUGAAAAUCACUUGGUUAGAUAAGUUACGUGCCAAUCGGUCAAGCAGACAUCAAAAGAAAGAUCCCAAAAAAGAUGAUGAGACAAACCCUGAAGCAGAUAAUGAGGACUUGUAUGUGGAGCGUAUUCGCCUUGAGAAUACACAAUUGAGCGUUAAGAGUUUCUUGAGCAAGCUCACGAUACAAGAGCCUACAUUUGAUAGAAUGAUUGUUGUGUAUAGGCGUGCCAGCUCUAAAACAAAUCUAGAACGAGGAAUUUACGUCAAGCAUUUCAAAAACAUUCCUAUGGCCGACAUGGAGAUUGUGCUUCCUGAGAAAAGAAAUCCUGGACUGACUCCAAUGGAUUGGGUCAAAUUUCUGAUAUCUGCCGUAGUUGGUCUGGUUGCCGUGGUCACUUCAGUUGAGAUGCCGAAAGCAGACCCAUGGGUAAUCUUUGCAGUUCUCUCCACAGUGGUUGGUUAUUGUGCCAAAACAUACUUCACUUUAAGUCAGAAGAUGGCGACGUACCAGAACCUGGUAACGCAGUCAAUGUAUGAUAAACAAUUAGACAGCGGGAAGGGAACGCUAUUACACUUGUGCGAUGACGUUAUUCAGCAAGAAGUAAAAGAGGUGAUGAUUUCCUUCUACAUACUAAUGGAGCAGGGGAAAGCUACCUUGGAGGAUCUGGAUCUGAGAUGUGAGGAACUGAUAAAGGAAGAGUUUGGUGAGAGGUGUAACUUUGAUGUGGACGAUGCAGUUCAAAAGCUAGAGAAGUUGGGGAUCGUUGCCCGUGACCCCAUUGGAAGGUACUACUGCAUAGGGCUGAAGCGAGCCAACGAGAUCAUAGGGACCACCACCGAGGAGCUUGUCCUUAAGGCCAAACAGGGCGUCACCCCUUCUUGAACUCUUACUACCUUCUCUUCUCUUCUUUAACAUUUGUUCUCUACUCAUUUCGCUAAAACUCAAAGUGACGAAUGUUUUGUCGGUUGUUUACAAAAUCCAAAUGCAACAAAUCAAUUCACCGUAAAUAAUUGUCUGAUAUGAACGCAUGCAAUAUACAAUAUUGAACUAUA
Molecule: messenger RNA, 1616 nt
Organism: Brassica oleracea var. oleracea
Lineage: Eukaryota; Viridiplantae; Streptophyta; Magnoliopsida; Brassicales; Brassicaceae
Exons: 14
Coding region: 1-1446 (481 amino acids)
Source: RefSeq, a predicted model, not a curated record